ACACAAUCUAACCAAUUAAGUUUUCUGUACUACGCCUUUCGGCAACCUCGCUCAACAAGGAAGUAAUCUACAAAUGGUGGCCGAGGAGCGUUUUCAGUUUGGACAGGAACUGAUAUUAACCAGAAAUGUCUCCUUAGUCUGAGCCAGAAAACAAGUGAUUGAUCAUAACAACAAUAUGUAAUUUAAUUCCAGGCUUUGUUUCCAAUACUGGGGAUAUAGAAAAUGACAAUUUGUACCUGUUUCCUUGACGUUUACAUUCUGAGGCUUGGAAUGGAAGUGAUCAUCAGGUAGCUAUGCUUUAGUGUCUUUACAAUUAUGUGUUAUGAAUAUUAACACAUGUACCUGGAUUGGAGCUCAGUGUACAGUCAAGAUUUAGAGACAUAAAAUAAAGUCUAUUUUGUGACUGUUAUUCAAUAUCAGUUAUAAUAUACAAGUUCUAUUUAAGGAAUUCCUUUUCUCUUCCUCUACUUUUUCAUCAACAUGGCAACACCCAUGGGUCAAAUCCCUCUCCGUACCUGUACUGAACACAAGGGGAGACCACUGGAACUUUACUGUGAGAAAUGUGAUACACUGGUCUGUUAUAAAUGUUUGUUAUCUACUCACAAAGGCCAUGAUGUUUGUGAACUCAGCGAUAUUACUCCUACAAAGAAACAAGACAUUCAAAACUUUAUUGACAGAACUGAACAAAAUGACCUGGUACAACUUAGGGAAUACAUCACAUCUGCUGAAACACUACUUAAAGAAAACACCAGCAAUUUUCAGAAUCUAUCACACAAGUUGAAAAUGCAAACAGAAAAAUUAAAGAAAGACCUCGACUUGUUUACAGCACAGACACUCUCUGUCUAUCACAAAAUGGAGGAGGAUAAUACCAAACUGAUACAGAAAUACAAACAGGACCUUGAAAUGUACGACAAGCAACUUGGACAACAAAUUCAGAAAUGCAAAGCAGCACUCCAGCAAGGUUCUCACAUAGAAAUCUACGACACAGGAUGUGAAAUUCAUUCCCAAAUAAGUCUCCCUGUAAAACCUGUUCUGGGUACUGCCAGUUUCACUCCGAACAAAACCCCUCAACAUCACCUAGAACUGGCCUUAGGGAAAAUUGACACCUUAGAUCAAGGUCAAGCUUCAACUGACCAGGAUGGGUCAGUCAGGACAUCUGGUGGUCAGAAACCAUCCUCUACAUCACAACUGUCAGAACCAAAAGGAAAGAAGGCAGUGACUAUGUACAAACUACUGCCACAGACAAAAGUGUUGGAGAAGUGGAAGGCUCGGGUUGAUAUUUUUUCUAUAUGCCCCACAACUGAUGGUCAGGUAUGGACCAGUGUGUCUCACAGUAAAACAUUAACUCUCCUGGACAGGAAGGGGAAAAUAAUACAGCAGGUCAAACACAAAACUGACAUCAACAACAUAAGUCUGUCACCAACAACACACACACUGUGGGUCUGUGAUACACAAAACAACAUCAUGGAGCUAGUAUCAGGACGACUAAAACACAGAUUCAGUAACAAGGAGACACCCAAGUGUAUCUGUGUUACUGCCAGUAACCAUGUCAUUGUGGGGAUGACCAACAACAUCUCCAAAUUUACCACACAAGGUCAAAUGGUACUAACUACAAGUGUUACAGGGACUGGGAAGCCAUUGGUGUGUUCACCAUGUAGGAUCUCAGAGUGUCCUGUCACUCACAAUGUUGCAGUGGUCGAUUGGAAUAAUCAGGAUGAUGGUGGUGUUGAGAUAGAACAUGUUAUUGUUAUGGACUCUGAUUUCAAGGAACUGUUUGUAUAUAGAGGUGACAUCCCCAGUACAUAUAAACAAUUACCACAUAAAGGAGCUGAUCAUGAGCCAUUUAACCCCUAUGGUGUGGUGUAUGACAGUGUGGGGAACAUUAUCAUAGGGGACUAUAACAACAACAGAGUCCUACUCAUCAGUGGACGUGGUGAGUUCCUCAGGAUCAUACACACAGACACAUACAGUACAUGGGUUGUAGGUGUAGACAGGGAGGAUGUCCUGUGGGCAGUGUUUGGUAGGGGUAUUGUUAAACUACUACAGUACAGCAGUGUGUGACUCAUGGGACAAAACUAGUAGGUAUAGUUACCAUGACAACACAGAAUCAAACCAACAAAACUGACCACAAUAAACAACCAGUCAACAUUCUACCCUGAUUGUACAUCAUCAUAAUCACUGGAGAAAAUCUAUUCAACAUUCUAGUGAUUUUUUUUUGUUAUUAUGAUCAUCAGAGAAAAAUCAGUCAACAUUCUAGUGUGAAAAAUAAUUCAUUCUCAUCAAAGUCUGCGUGGGGAACAAAUUUGUUAAAGCAAACUAAAUUUGUUACUAAACCACUGAAAUUAACUCAUGUAUCUAUGAUCUACAGUCUAUAGUGUGAGACUUCCAGAUCACUGUAACACUUGUGUAUAGAAAUAUAUAAACGACCUCUAAAUCACUUACUGGAUAGUGGGACAAACAGAUAAGUUGUUGCUGGAUAG
Molecule: messenger RNA, 2480 nt
Organism: Mizuhopecten yessoensis (Yesso scallop)
Lineage: Eukaryota; Metazoa; Mollusca; Bivalvia; Pectinida; Pectinidae
Exons: 1
Coding region: 481-2061 (526 amino acids)
Biological process (GO): proteasome-mediated ubiquitin-dependent protein catabolic process; protein polyubiquitination; negative regulation of translation
Molecular function (GO): ubiquitin protein ligase activity; translation repressor activity; zinc ion binding
Source: RefSeq, a predicted model, not a curated record